Miscanthus lutarioriparius is the source of this 1476-nucleotide messenger RNA. The record is from the annotation of a GenBank genome assembly. NCBI's taxonomy places the organism in Eukaryota, Viridiplantae, Streptophyta, Magnoliopsida, Poales, Poaceae.
AUGGGCGGCGGCAACGGUGAUGGAACCACCCCGCUGGGGGAGCCGCUGCUGGCGAAGAAGGCGAGGGCGUACCGGCCGAGGUGCCCCGGCUGCCGGGUCGACCGCCUGAACGCGGAGCGGGAGGGGGUCUUCCCUCUCAAGGACCUCUUCCUCAUCUGGCUCGUCACCAUCACCUGCACCCUGCCGAUCCAGUCUCUGUUUCCCUUCUUGUAUUUUAUGAUAAGGGAUCUGAAUAUUGCUAAACAAACACAAGACAUUGGAUUUUAUGCUGGUUUUGUUGGCGCUUCAUAUAUGUGUGGGAGAGCAAUCUCCUCAACAGUAUGGGGAAUCGUGGCUGAUAAGCAUGGAAGGAAACCGGUUAUCGUACUGACCCUUGUUGCAAUAGUUAUCUUCAAUACUCUCUUUGGACUAAGCUCAAACUAUUGGAUGGCAUUAAUCACACGAUGCCUGCUUGGGGUCAUGUGUGGUUAUCUCGGGCCAAUUAAGGCUUAUGCUACAGAAGUGUGCCGAAAAGAAUACAAUCAUCUGGCUUUGGCAGUUGUUUCUUCUUCACGAGGCAUUGGUCUCAUUAUUGGACCAGCUAUUGGUGGUUAUCUUGCGCAGCCUGCAGAUAAAUAUCCAAGCAUAUUCUCUCAGACGUCCAUAUUUGGGAGGUUUCCAUAUUUUCUUCCCUGCCUGUGUAUAUCGAUCCUUGCAGUUGUUGCUCUAAUUGCCUGCAUCUGGUUUCCGGAAACUUUGCAUAAACACAAUGAGGAUACCGUUGAUAAUUCAGUUGAAACUGUAGAAGAAUCUCUUGCUGGUACAGACACUGAAGAAAAUGGAGGUGGUGGAUGUCUAAAAUUAUUUACAAACUGGCCGUUGAUGUCAUCUAUUACUUUAUAUUGUAUCUUCUCUCUUCAGGAUGUGGCUUAUGCAGAGACGUUCUCUCUUUGGGCUGUCAGUGACAGAUCGUAUGGUGGAUUAAGCUUUACUACCACAGAUGUGGGCAAUGUCCUUGCAAUGUCAGGUCUCUUCCUUUUUCUAUAUCAAAUGUUGAUUUAUCCAUUGCUUGCAAAAAUGGUGGACCACAUCACAUUAGUUCGUGCAGUGGCGAUAUUGACUCUACCACUUCUUGCUAGCUAUCCAUUCUUUCCUUCAUUGAAAGGGUUCAUGCUUAUGUUGGUAGUAAAUUGUGCUUCUUUUCUGAAGAAUACUUUCUCGGUAACUACCAUUACCGUGUUCAACAUUUUGAUGAAUGAAGCUGUGACUCAGGAUGUAAGAGCUGCAGCCAAUGGUAUAGCUGUAACACUAAUGUCCAUUUCUAAAGCUGUUGCUCCAGCUGUUGCAGGAAUUAUAUUUUCAUGGGCCCAAAGGCGUCAAAUAGCUUCAUUUCUUCCAGGCGACCACUUGGUGUUCUUCAUACUGAACAUCUUCACGCUCACCGGUCUCAUCUUCACCUUCAGACCGUUUUUUGUUCGAGGCAGCGCGAAGCACUGA